AUGGAUUUGUCUGAGCGUAAAGAACGCUUUGUGGAGGCAGUCAACAUCAGGGUAAUGGAAGAAUUCGUCAAGAUCGUGAAUCUUCCAAUAGCAAUGAAAAAGAAUUUCGACUUGGUAAUUGAAGAUGUGCUACACAUUUUAGAAUAUGAUAAAAAAGACGAUAAAUUCCCGCUCACUUGGCCAAAGCCGAGUGGAUUUGGAUCAACUACUUUUGCGAUCAGCGACGCAGUGUCGCCAAUGCGAUUAUUCGCUCUUUUCACAAAAAAUAAUGAGGAAGCUUGCAUUGACGGUUUGCUCACUUUCCUUAUAAUGAAGCAUAAUAAGCGUCAGAAAGUUCCAUCCGACAAUUAG
Cylicocyclus nassatus is the source of this 351-nucleotide messenger RNA. The record is from the annotation of a GenBank genome assembly. Lineage: Eukaryota; Metazoa; Nematoda; Chromadorea; Rhabditida; Strongylidae.